Molecule: messenger RNA, 2409 nt
Organism: Culex quinquefasciatus (southern house mosquito)
Lineage: Eukaryota; Metazoa; Arthropoda; Insecta; Diptera; Culicidae
Product: carbohydrate sulfotransferase 11
Biological process (GO): carbohydrate biosynthetic process
Cellular component (GO): membrane
Molecular function (GO): sulfotransferase activity
Source: RefSeq, a predicted model, not a curated record
CAAGUGCCGCUCAGUUCAGCAGAGAACUUCGUGCGGGCCACAACGCGGACCUGGUGCUCAAACGCGACGAAUCGGACCGUGCGCUAUCAUUUGCCUAAACUCACCUCUCGAGUCUUCUUUUUCUUUUUUUUUAUCGUCAAUCUAUCCCCCUUCCCUUUCGAUCGGAUUUGUGUUAUCUAUUUGCCCCCCUUCCCCUCAACUUUGUCAAAGUGCAAUAAAGUCAUCGAGUAAUCGUUCAAUCAGCUGUGUGAGGGGAACAAUUUACGUGAAAAAAAGUGUCUAUUCUAUCGCCACCUCGCAAGAAGUGGUGGCACCCCGUUGUUUGUGAUGUUCUAUUUUUAACAGACACAACAAAAAUUUUGGUGUGAUUUAGAAUUUUCAUUGUCUGCGCGUGGAAAACUGCAGUGGCGAACGAGAGAGAGAGAGCAGAAGGAAGAAAAAGUGUGCCGAGUGCAGCGUUGAAAGUUUACUCACUUCCAGUGGAGCGUUCCAAUUGAAAUAAAGCACCAACCUACUAGCCAAGUGAUGUUCUACAAAUCAACGACAACAGCGCAGUACUAAAGUGCUACUAGUGAUGUGUAGUCGAGUUAGUCGCUCGGCGUAGAAGGUGAUGUUCGCGAGUUGUUUUGCGCCGAGCUUCCUUCCGACGAUCCGGGCCAAGUUCAGAAGCCGACCGGCGAGAUUUGUGCUGUAGUGUCAGACACCAAUUGAAACCAAUUACCAACCAAGUGCGAGUCAGUCGUCUCAGUCAGGCUGAGCGAAAUUAACAGCAAUACAAAAAAUCACCUUAGUUCAAGUGCAAAUUUACCCCCGAACCAAACUCAUCAUCAUCAUCGAAAACCAUCGAAUCCAAUCGACCAGAGCAGAGCGAUAUCCACUUGGGGCAUCGUAGGCACGGUGGAUUAAAUGGAUAGCCCGCGUGGCCACCGACGACGACGACGACGACUUCCAGCAGCAACGCCGCGGGGGCCAGUCUUCUAGAUGAAAGGACUCAACCGGACCAAAUGUCGCAUCGCUAGGCGCUUGUUUUUGUUUUUCGCCACCCUCUCGAUCAUCCCGUUUACGGUGCUCUACCUGGUCACCUCGGACCAUCUAUACCGAUUCCGAGCGGCGUACAAUUACGCUACCAGCAGCACUAAUGGCUCCCGGCAUCAGCUCCAGUUCCACCCGGUGCACCAUCCGCCCCCGGGAAUCCUGCAGCAUGGCAAUGGCCACCAGCAGCAGCAGCAGCAGCACAAAAGGCACGAUCUGCUGCAACAGCAAAAGGCCGCCAAGAAUGGCACGAAUAGCAACCAAUAUUUGAUAGAUAUGGAGUACAUGAAGCACCGGAUGGAGAACCGGGUGGCACGACUGAACGAAAAGUGCGCCGAAUAUAGACUGAACGAGCCAAAACAAAACUACAAGCCCAAAGCGUGGGAGUAUCUGAUCAACCGCGACUACCACCUGGUGUGGUGCAACGUGUUCAAGGCGGCGAGCACCUCGUGGAUGUACAACUUUAACCUGCUGGCCGGCUACUCGCCCGAGUUCCUCAGAAAGACCAAAGAUGUGCCGUUGCAGCUGGCGCGCCAAAAGUAUCCGCGGCCAUCGGUCGAUGCGCUCCGCGAAGCGAUCAACGGAUCCAUCUCCUUCAUCAUCGUGCGUCACCCCUUUGAGCGACUGGUCAGCGCCUACAAGGACAAGAUCCAGUACGCAUUGCCGAACUCCCACCACCAAAAGCUGGGCAUCCGUAUCAUCCAAAAGUACCGAAAGGUAGCCAAAGGACAGCCCUGGAACACCCAAAAGUAUCCGACGUUCGCCGAGUUUGUCAACUACAUGCUGGACGAGGUCCGGCAUCCGCACUUCGAGAUCGACAUGCACUGGAUCCCGGUGACGUACUUCUGUACGCCCUGCUUCUUCCACUACGACGUGAUCGCCAAGUUCGAAACGCUCGAGGAGGACCAAAACUAUCUGAUCUCGGUCGGCCAGCUCGGCAACAUGAUCAAACCGCAGUGGAAGAACGCCGGCAAGGGGGCGCACACGAAUGACGUCGUGCUGAAGCUUUUCGGCGAGCUCGAGGACGAGCAGGUGCGCGGGCUGUACGAGUACUACAAAUUUGACUUUGAGCUGUUUGGGUACGGGGUGGAGGAUUACCUGAAGGGACGCAGCCCUCCGGGUGGACACUAGCGGCAACGGAGUAGAAACUUUGUCAAAUUACCAAAUUUAGUAGUGAGAAUAAGUCAAAUCGAGGGAUAGAAAAGUGACCAAGUAGAGAGAACGAUACGCAGAAACAAAAAAAAAAAAAUGCUGCUGUUUUAAGCACACUUAUCUUUAUUGUAGACAACUAAACAAUGCUGAACAAAUUAUAUUCAACCAACGCGACUUUUUCUUAGUGGAUCAAAUCAUAUUUUUAUAUCGCGAGCGAAAAAAAAA